Lobosporangium transversale is the source of this 2041-nucleotide messenger RNA. RefSeq names its product Alg9-like mannosyltransferase family-domain-containing protein. Gene Ontology annotation, molecular function: alpha-1,6-mannosyltransferase activity. The record is from RefSeq and is a predicted model, not a curated record. Gene Ontology annotation, cellular component: endoplasmic reticulum membrane. Gene Ontology annotation, biological process: protein N-linked glycosylation. Bases 28 to 1953 code for a protein of 641 amino acids. NCBI's taxonomy places the organism in Eukaryota, Fungi, Mortierellomycota, Mortierellomycetes, Mortierellales, Mortierellaceae. The transcript has 6 exons.
AUCUCUUUUGGAAAUUCUCAUUCUGAAAUGACCACAAGCGAGAUGGAAGAACAAGGUAAUGCCACUGCUCAGCACCAACACCAACAGCAUCAGCAUCAGCAACAGAAUGAUCACAAUAACAGUGCCUUGAAUGGUGAUAUCAGCGGUCACAGUAUUUUACUCAACGGAAAUGGAAGCACCCUCAAAGCACGCCGCAAGACUAUCAAGACCGUUCAGUUCCAAAUUCAUGAUUCUCAAGCGUCUCCGACUCCUUCAUCCUCUUCAACAGAGAUAAUCUACAAGUUUUCCUCUUCCUCGUCUUCUCCGUCUUUGUGGGCGACAUCUUCGUUGAUAGUUUUAGAGGGGAUUGUGCAUAUUUUGGUUUUGAGUUUGGUUCUGCUUCACAUUUGGAUUGCACCAUAUACAAAAGUCGAGGAAAGUUUUAAUCUCCAGGCCGUACAUGACAUCUUGACCUUUGGUGUUUCACCAGAGAGCGUUAAGCAGUAUGAUCAUCUUGAAUUUCCAGGGGUUGUGCCGAGGACAUUUGUUGGUCCCUUGCUACUGGCAGCAUGCAGUUGGCCUAUAAUGAUCCUUGCGCGUCUCUUUACUUUUGCAUCAGCGGCCCCCAAGGGACUUGUGGGACAAAUCAUUGUCCGAUCAAUUCUUGGUCUGUUCACUUUUCUAGGAUGGUACCAAGUAAGCCGCGGAAUUCAAUACCAAUUCGGCAAGCUGACAAGUAUCUUGUUUAUGAUUGUGUCUGGUGUACAAUUCCAUUGGUUAUUUUAUGCUGGCAGAACAUUACCCAAUACAUUUGCUCUUAUAGUUGUCAAUGUUGCGUACUCGUACUGGAUGCAAGCGUCUUCUCAAAAAUCACGCGUUUUCACAGAAAAAUGUCUUUUCCGUAUGAUUGACUGCUUUGUCCUUGCUACUGUUCUAUUUCGCUCUGAAAUCCUUCUUCUUCUCGGCCCAAUUAUUUUGUUGGAGCUCAUAAUGGCUCGUAUCCAACUCAUCUCUACUAUCCUUGAAGGUAUGAAGGCAGGACUGGCUAGCCUUGCCAUCGCUAUUGUGGUCGAUUCAUGGUUUUGGAGGCAGUGGAUGUGGGCAGAAGGUGCUGUGUUUUGGUUCAAUGCCGUGCAAGGCAAAUCAGUCGCUUGGGGAGUUUCUCCAUGGCAUACAUAUUUUACAAGUCUGGUACCGAAGAUCUCUGGUAUUGCAUUGCCGUUGGCCUUGGUUGCUGUGGUCAUCGAACCUCGAUUUAGGCGUUACAUGAUCCCUGCUACUGUCUUUGUCACAGCCUAUUCCAUUUUGGAACACAAGGAGUGGAGGUUUGUCGUAUACACUGUGCCUAUUUUAAACUUAGGAGCUGCGAUUACUUUAUCAUGGGUAUUGAAGCAAAAGACAUUAGCAUAUCGUUUUCUGGUGGUGAUCUUGUUUGGCAUUCUUGGGCUUAGCUUCAUUUCCAGCACUGUUCAGUCGCUGAUUUCUAGUUUCAACUAUCCCGGGGGACAAGCACUCCAGCGUCUCCAUGAGCUUGAGCUUCCUCAUUUUUCCGCGGUAGCCAUGGUGCAUAUUGAUGGUGCUGCAGCUGAGACAGGAUGUAGUCGGUUUGGUGAACUGGCCUCUUCAUCUUCUCCUAUCGCGCCCGAAAACCCAUGGACAUACUCCAAGAACGAAUCCCACAAAAAGCAUCAAGACUAUCUACAUUAUACACACCUCCUGACAUCUAUUCCUGAAUUUCACAAGCAUGACUAUAUUGUUUUGGAGCAAAUCAAUGGGUUUGCUGGCUUGACACGUACCCCACUAAGCAAAAUCAAGGAGACAUGUCCAGCGACUUUCAAGGAGAUUAGUACAAACACUGAACGCCAGGCUUUGUUAUCAAAAGAUAAAGUGAUUAGACUUUGGAGAGAAUGCAGUCCGCUGCAAAUCAUGACCGAAGGCAAGAUCUGGAUUAUGAGAAGAUAUGGUGCCGUAUAGACCUCCUGCGAUUUACAACCUUUUUAAUAUAGUAGCUUUUGGUUCUUUUUUUCUUUAGUAUACAAAGACAUAAUACAACUAAGCAUAG